GAACCGUACUAGUCUAACUCUAUGGUGGCCACACCGGAAGCGUCGGCAGUUUCACUUCGGGGGGUGGGUCCGACGUCGGGCCUCUCACGCUGUAUCAUUUCUUUUUCCGGCUGAGCCGAGAGCGAGAGGAGCCGGCGCGCAGCCAUGUCUCUCGUGAUCCCAGAGAAGUUCCAGCACAUCCUGCGAGUCCUGAACACCAACAUCGAUGGGCGGAGGAAGAUUGCCUUCGCCAUCACCGCCAUCAAGGGGGUGGGCCGGCGCUACGCCCACGUGGUCUUGCGGAAGGCGGACAUCGACCUGACCAAGCGGGCCGGCGAGCUCACGGAGGACGAGGUCGAGCGGGUCAUCACCAUCAUGCAGAACCCCCGGCAGUACAAGAUCCCUGAUUGGUUCCUGAACCGGCAGAAGGACGUCAAGGACGGCAAGUACAGCCAGGUCUUGGCCAACGGUCUGGACAACAAGCUGCGUGAGGAUUUGGAGCGCCUGAAGAAGAUCCGGGCCCACCGGGGCCUGCGCCACUUCUGGGGCCUCCGUGUCCGCGGCCAGCACACCAAGACCACCGGCCGGCGGGGCCGGACCGUGGGCGUCUCCAAGAAGAAGUGAAAGCUCCGUGCGAAUAAAAUGUUUCCCACCCA
Crotalus tigris (Tiger rattlesnake) is the source of this 635-nucleotide messenger RNA. It is a transcript of the gene RPS18, whose product is annotated as ribosomal protein S18. Gene Ontology annotation, biological process: translation. The transcript is spliced from 6 exons. Gene Ontology annotation, molecular function: RNA binding; structural constituent of ribosome. The record is from RefSeq and is a predicted model, not a curated record. Lineage: Eukaryota; Metazoa; Chordata; Lepidosauria; Squamata; Viperidae. Gene Ontology annotation, cellular component: small ribosomal subunit; ribosome; cytosol. The coding region runs from base 145 to 603 and encodes 152 amino acids.